Ochlerotatus camptorhynchus is the source of this 543-nucleotide messenger RNA. Its product is annotated as protein lethal(2)essential for life-like. Gene Ontology annotation, cellular component: cytoplasm; nucleus. The record is from RefSeq and is a predicted model, not a curated record. Gene Ontology annotation, biological process: response to heat; protein refolding. The transcript has a single exon. Bases 1 to 543 code for a protein of 180 amino acids. NCBI's taxonomy places the organism in Eukaryota, Metazoa, Arthropoda, Insecta, Diptera, Culicidae.
AUGGCCCUUAUCCCAAUAGUUUUCCGUGAUUGGUGGGGUGACUACAUGGGCGAACAACUGCGACCAUUCCAGUUGUUGGACAAAUACACUGACUUAUUUCCCGAAGAUAUUCUGCGAAUAAUCGAUAAUGGCCCAAAGCAAGGCAGCAAACGAAAACGAUCCCGGCCUUGUUCCUGCCAUGGUGAUGAAAAUACCGAUCGAAUAGUAUCCAAAAAAGCAUCCGAUGCAUUUCAAAUCACCGUAGACGUUCAACAAUUUAAACCGGAAGAAAUCUCAGUGAAGAUCACCGAUAGUGGAUGCUGCAUCACCGUAGAUGGAAAGCACGAAGAAGGAGAAGAAGAAAAUGAAAGCAGUUACGUUUUCAGGCGUUUCGUACGACACUAUCAGCUGCCAGACGGAAUCGACGAACGAAAGUUGCAGACAUCCUUCUCGUCGGAUGGUGUUUUAACCAUCAGCGCUACGAAUUCUACAUUACCUACACCGAAAAUGGAACAGUCGAUACCGAUAACUAGGGCGAUGGGAUCGACUGCAAAUGAGUCGUAA